UGAAAGCCUUGAUGGUUGUACACUUCUCCUCCAGGUGACCGAGGUGUGUGGAGCGAAGCGUCUGGGUUACUUCGGCACGCCUCAGUUCUUCGUGGCGCUGAAGCUGCUCGCCGCCGCCCAGUCCGGUCUGCCCGUCCACCUGGAGAGUGUCACGGCCAAUCUCCCGCUGCCCAGAUUUGUUGGACUGAAGACUGAACCGGAGAUGAGAUACUCCGCCGUCCCCCCCGCUGCAGACGCUCAGUGUGCACCAGGCUCCGUGUCCCGGACUCCAGCAGACCGGAGCUUCAGACACCUGGAGGCCAACGUGGACAAGAAGGAGUCCUGGUCUCCUCCACCAUCACCGUGCAGUUCACCGCCUCGCUCCCCGCUCACAUACCGGGGCUACUCGUACAGCAAGCAGAGGAACGGGGCGGACGCUCAGACCGCUCACGAGAGCAAAGCUUCGUCCCGGCCGAGCGUUCAGCUGGAGCGGCUCUCGUCUCCCGGCGGCCCCUCGGUGGAGCCUCCUGCUCUGACCCGGGCCCCCUCCUCAGAGAGGCUGGAGCAGGAUCACUGUGACGAUGACCCCUGGAGGAUCACAGAGGAACAGCUGGAGUAUUACACCAACCAGUUCAGGGGUCUGCAGCCCAACCUGGGGUCUCUCAUCCUGGGAACCAUCGCAAAAAACUUCUUCACAAAAUCCAAGCUGCCGAUCCCAGAACUGUCGCACAUCUGGGAGCUGAGCGACGUGGACAGAGAUGGCGCUCUCACCUUCUCUGAGUUCUGCACAGCCUUCCACCUGAUCGUGGCGCGUAAGAACGGUUACCCUCUGCCGGAGAGCCUCCCCCUGACCCUGCAGACGGGCUUCACGCAGCAGGACGUACCGGACACUCCUGGAAGUGCAGAGCCUCUGAUCGUGUUCGAGGAAGCUGAGCUGAGUCAGAAGGAUCGCAGUGUUCCAGAGAGCCUCGCCACAACACAAGAUCUGAAGGAGGAACAACCAGGUGUGUGUGUGAAGAGGGCGACUCAGGAGAAGCGGACUCUGCAGCUGGGUGCGUUCCCUGAGAGGCCAGAGCCGCCUCACGACCUGGACCCACACAUGAGGACAAAAACUAGACCCAGAUCCUACUCCAGCACUUCUAUUGAAGAUGCCAUGAAGAAAGCAGAGGAGCCCCCCACGCCUCCACCUCGACCCCAGAGAAACCACUCCAGAGCCUCGUCGCUCGACCUCAACAAGCUAUUCCAGCAGGGCGCUCCAGGUAUAAAGAGUGGGUGGCUGCCUCUACCUCCAGCGCUCCCUCCUCGACCACCAGCCUCACAGGUUCCUCAUUUUAUCAACGUUCCUGAGAAAACUGUGCAGCAGCCGAACUUUGCAGACUUCAGUCACUUCAGAGAGGAGGAGGAGAGCAGUGUGAAGCCUGAGGAACGAGGUCCACGCUCCAGAUUUGGCCCAAAUACUGAAGACCUGACGAAUGCUUCUAAACAGGACGCGAUCGGAGUUUCUCACAGUCAGGCUCCACAGAAGCCGGUCCGCAGGAAAUAUCACCCAGACAGCCAGAACCUGGAGGCCGUACCUCCGCCUGCCGUGUCGUUUGCCACCACGACCAAACCUGCUCCAAAGCCGUCAUCCAAACAGAAGCGGGAGAUCCAGGUGGCGAUCCGUAAAAACAAGGAAACCAACGCGGUGUUGACGCGGCUCAACAGCGAGCUCCAACAGCAACUGAAGGUGGUUCACCAGGACAGAGUCACCCUGGAGUCCCAGCUGGAGCUGCUGCGCCCGGCCGCCUCCACGUGACUCAAUGUUUGAGCAGAAAGUUGUUCUCUCGUCACGGAUGCAGAAUAAAUGUGAAAGAGUUGAUGACAGGGACGAACAGGGAAGUGUUCCAAAUGUUUUAAUGAUCAUAACAUGCAUUUUUAUUUUCUCUGUAUGAUAUGCACAUGUAAGAUGUCCUGUCCUUCUAACUUAUUCUCCUGCUUUAAUUGGCUGUCUGUCCCAUGAGCUUCUCUUAACAGUAGCAGCUGUGCACAUGCUGCAUGACUCAGACACGUGUGUGUGACAUGUUUGGAUGCUGCUGCAGGUUCAUCUUUCAAUCUCAUUAAAUUUUGCACUGAAAGUAAAUUUUAAAAAGCACAUUUACAAAGUUGUUAAUGUUUCUCACUGCACACGAGUCUGAAGAAUGUGGACUGUACUUGAGAAUCCGUCUUUAAUGUGAGCACUGUCUGAUUCUUUUAGCCCCUCUGGUGUUUGUUAUCAUAUGAAGAGUUAUUUCUGCAAGUUUGGAAAAGAAAGAUUUUGAAGACCAUAACAAAGUGUAAUCAGUCCAAUAAAAAAAGUAAAAAGCAAAAUGUUCCUCGAAUGUUCUGCAAGAUAGAUUUCAAAAGUGUGCUGUGGUUUUGAUUCUAUGCAAAGACGUGCUGCUGCUUGGACCUUCAGGAGCCGACGCUCCUCGUGCAUGUUGGUCACAUCUUCACUGAGCUCUGGGCUGAAGACUAACCAAUAAAGUUGUCUAUUUUUA
Messenger RNA from Cottoperca gobio, 2495 nucleotides. RefSeq names its product RALBP1 associated Eps domain containing 2 (gene reps2). Gene Ontology annotation, biological process: endocytosis; endosomal transport. The annotation marks the transcript as partial. Gene Ontology annotation, molecular function: calcium ion binding; protein binding. The record is from RefSeq and is a predicted model, not a curated record. Lineage: Eukaryota; Metazoa; Chordata; Actinopteri; Perciformes; Bovichtidae. The transcript is spliced from 18 exons. Gene Ontology annotation, cellular component: cytoplasm; plasma membrane.